AUGGCCAAGAUUAAGGUCCUGAGACCCUGGCAAGGAGAAGCUGCUGAAACAACGGAGCACCUCAAGGUGGCGCUGUCUCAGCUGCACGUCGCUAAAGCGAUAGGUGGUGAGGCUUCCAGACUCUCCAAGACCCGAGCGGCUAGCAAAUCCACGGCCUGUGUUCCCACUGCCAUUAACCAGACCCAGAAAGAGAACCUCAGGAAAUUCUCUAAGGCCAAGAAGUAUAAAUCCCUGGAUCUGUGCCAUGCACCACCGCUUCAACAAGCAGGAAAGAACCUGAAGACCAAGGAGCAGCACUGGAAGGAGCAGCCGUACCCACCGUGA
Cervus elaphus (red deer) is the source of this 324-nucleotide messenger RNA. RefSeq names its product 60S ribosomal protein L35-like. Gene Ontology annotation, cellular component: ribosome; cytosolic large ribosomal subunit. The transcript has a single exon. Gene Ontology annotation, molecular function: mRNA binding; structural constituent of ribosome. Gene Ontology annotation, biological process: maturation of LSU-rRNA from tricistronic rRNA transcript (SSU-rRNA, 5.8S rRNA, LSU-rRNA); translation. Bases 1 to 324 code for a protein of 107 amino acids. Lineage: Eukaryota; Metazoa; Chordata; Mammalia; Artiodactyla; Cervidae. The record is from RefSeq and is a predicted model, not a curated record.